Messenger RNA from Phanerochaete carnosa HHB-10118-sp, 1373 nucleotides. RefSeq lists its product as uncharacterized. The transcript is spliced from 5 exons. Gene Ontology annotation, molecular function: sphingosine N-acyltransferase activity. The record is from RefSeq and is a predicted model, not a curated record. NCBI's taxonomy places the organism in Eukaryota, Fungi, Basidiomycota, Agaricomycetes, Polyporales, Phanerochaetaceae. Gene Ontology annotation, cellular component: membrane. Gene Ontology annotation, biological process: ceramide biosynthetic process. The coding region runs from base 218 to 1231 and encodes 337 amino acids.
GUGGUCAAGCCGUCUAUGAUAUUUUGACGCGACUUACGAAUAUACCUCGAUCAUGAACUCUACCCAGUCUCCUCAUUGGCUCCAAUCCUUUCUCGCACCCUUCGUUACGCUCUCAUACCCGACUAGCCCACCAGCUACGCCAGAUUCGUUCAAGAACUCAUCCUACUACGCUGGCGGACCCCUCGAUGGCUGCCUUAUGAUUACCUGCAUAGCGGUCAUGGCCGUGUUGCGCGACGCGCUCCGCUUGGGCGUUUUCGAACCUUUUGCGCGGUGGUAUCUGAUGCGCGAGCUGCUGAAGAGUAAGGCGAAGCAGAAUGGGCACGUGAACGGGCAUGCGAACGGGCAUGCGAACGGGUAUGCGAACGGGUAUGCGAAUGGGCAUGCGAACGGGCACGCGAACGGGCAUGCGAACGGGCACGUUAAGAGCAAUGGCUCCGCCAAUGGACACGCACAUCGGGCUGGCGGACCUGUUAUAACGAAGCAGGAGGCACGGAAGCUACGACGAAGCGUCAUGCGCUUUGCAGAACAGGGCUGGUCGGUCGUGUAUUACACUCUGCAGUGGCUGUAUGGCCUGUAUGUGCACCGAAGCCUCCCGACAUCGCUGCUGAACCCUAUAGACGUCUGGAUUAAUUAUCCCCACAUGCCCUUGGCGGGUCCGCUCAAGUUCUAUUACCUGACGCAGUGCGCCUUCUACCUCCACCAAGUCCUCAUCCUCAAUGCCGAGGCACGUCGCUCCGACCACUGGCAAAUGAUGACCCACCAUGUUAUAACGAUCGUGCUCAUGCUCGGCAGUUAUUCCUACAACUUCACGCGUGUUGGAUGUCUUGUGAUGAUGCUCAUGGACUGCUGCGACAUUUUCCUUCCCCUUGCAAAAAUGUUCCGCUACCUCACUUUCUCGACGUGCUGUGACGUGACUUUCGUUGUGUUUAUGCUCUCUUGGCUUGUGACGAGACAUUUCCUGUUUCUGUUCGUCAUUAGGUCCACGUACUACGACGCCCCUAGAUCAAUAUCUGGCGUUUGGGAUCCUUCGACCGGUUACUUUAUGACUAAGGAAGUGUUAACUGUCUUUAACGCCAUGCUUGUUUCGCUGCAGAUUAUCCAGCUUGUUUGGUUCUGGAUGAUCUGCCGCGUUGCCUACGGCGUCGUUAUGGGCAAAGGUGCGGAAGACACUCGCAGCGACAGCGAAGACGACGGCGCGGAUGAAAACGAGGAGACAAAGAAGGAGCGUUGAAUUAGACCAGUUAGACCGACUUGCCCUCCUUUUCUGGGUAAACGCGCAGUGCGCUGUGAUGCCAGUGCUUGGCUUCUAUCCUACGUGUAAUAGCUUGCAUUGGCCCCUUAAUCAGUGCUUUAUCUUAUGCACGUGGACAUAC